AUGUUCAAAUACUUCGUUUUGGCCGUCUUCUGCCUGGCUAGCGCUGCUGCCGCUCCUGGCUACUUGGGUGGCUUGGCUGCAGCUCCAGCUCUGCCUUUGGCCGCUGCUCCGGCCAUCUCUUAUGGCCAUGCCUUGGCCGCACCUUCGAUUUCCUCCUAUGGCCUGUCUCAUAGGAUCAGCUAUGCCGCUCCAGCUUUGGCCCAUGCUCCGCUGGCUGCUCCGGCUUAUGGCCAUUAUGGACUGGCGUCCCAUUAUGCUGCUCCAGCUAUUGCCCAUGGUGCUCCACUUGGCUUGGCCCAUGCUCCUCUUGGCCUGUCCCAUGCUCCUCUUGGCCUGUCUCAUGCUCCUCUCGGACUCGGCUACAGAUCCUAUGCCGCUCCUGCUCUCAGCCUCGGCCAUGGCUGGUAAAGGAUGAUUUAAUUCAUCCAGAUUCUUCGGCGUCCAAUUCCAUUUCGUUUCAUCUGAAGAAUUUGAAAUAUACUUGAAAAAAUGCGAAAA
Messenger RNA from Drosophila innubila, 498 nucleotides. Its product is annotated as cuticle protein 12.5. Bases 1 to 408 code for a protein of 135 amino acids. The record is from RefSeq and is a predicted model, not a curated record. Lineage: Eukaryota; Metazoa; Arthropoda; Insecta; Diptera; Drosophilidae. The transcript is spliced from 2 exons.